AGACAUGUCUUGCCAGUGCCUAUGUACCACAACGACUACAACAUAUGGUCUGUUUUGAAAAACUGCAUUGGAAAGGAAUUGAGCAAAAUAACUAUGCCGGUCGUCUUCAAUGAACCACUGAGUUUUCUCCAACGCAUGGCCGAGUACAUGGAAUACUCCCAUUUGCUGAGAUUGGCAUCCGAACAAGAAGAUCCAAUUGCCAGAAUGCAGCUCGUCAUUGGAUUUUCCGUCAGUGCACUGGCUUCGAACUGGGAACGUCUUGGAAAGCCCUUCAAUCCCCUGCUAGGAGAAACUUACGAAUUGGAAAGGAAAGAAUUCAAAAUAAUUUGUGAACAAGUCAGUCACCACCCUCCCGUAUCUGCUUUUCAUGCAGAAAGUGAAAACUGGAUAUUUCACGGAUCUAUACACCCAAAAUUGAAAUUCUGGGGAAAGAGUGUGGAAAUACAGCCAAAAGGAGUCGUGACUGUCGAGUUUCCCAAACUUAAGGAGGCCUACACUUGGACUAACGUACAAUGUUGCGUGCACAACAUUAUUGUAGGAAAGUUGUGGAUGGAACAAGUUGGAAAUAUGGAAAUAACCAGUCACUCUUCCGGACACAAGGCUCAUUUAACUUUCAAGCAGGCUGGUGGAAACAGCAAAGAUUUACAUAGAGUUGAAGGCUUUAUAACCGAUAAGUCGUGA
This is a messenger RNA of Leptinotarsa decemlineata (Colorado potato beetle), 681 nucleotides long. RefSeq names its product oxysterol-binding protein-related protein 2-like. The record is from RefSeq and is a predicted model, not a curated record. Lineage: Eukaryota; Metazoa; Arthropoda; Insecta; Coleoptera; Chrysomelidae.